Molecule: messenger RNA, 474 nt
Organism: Phytophthora infestans T30-4
Lineage: Eukaryota; Oomycota; Peronosporomycetes; Peronosporales; Peronosporaceae
Product: secreted RxLR effector peptide protein, putative
Exons: 1
Coding region: 1-474 (157 amino acids)
Source: RefSeq, a predicted model, not a curated record
AUGCGUCUGCUCCUGUGGGUGUUGAUUGCGACUUUGGCCAUCUUCGUUUCGAGCUGUGAGGCCGCUUCAUUCGACAAGAACAAGCCACUACCGCGCGUACUAUCUAGCAAGUCGACGUCACACGUCCGUGCGGUAGAAAAUGCCAUCGAGAUCGACACUCGUAGAGGCGACAGCGGCAGGGAUGAGACUGAAGAGCGAGGUAUUGCCCAGACGAUCGCCGAUAAAGCCAAGAGUAUCAGCAAGAGAACAGUUGAUACAUCCAAACACCUUAGUAAGAGAACCGUCGAGCUAUGGAGGCGUCUCAAAGCGUGGUACCUCAAGAAGGAGGCAGGCAUACUCGAGCGAAGAUUUAAGGAACUAGUUGCGGAGAAAAAAACGUAUGCCGACGUCAAUGGGAAACUCUGUUGUAUAGUGGGCGGUGGUCGACUCCGUCAGGCUUCAAGCGGUUUCUCAAGAAGUAUAUUGAAUGGUUGA